AAUAAAAAUGUCCUCGCUUGUUAAUAAUCAAUAGGAAUUAGUUAAAUUAAUGCUUUUUGUACAAUAGAUAUUUUAGUGUAUUAAUUUUUAAAUGCGUACGAAGUACAAUAAACUCAGUUUUAUGUUUGGAUGCACUUUAUAUGGGUCAAUGAAACGUUUUCAAUGAUAAGAAUCUGAUCAUAUCUGUGGUGACAUCUAGUAAGAAAAUAUAGAACGAUUUUUUUUCAAGUUAAUAAAGGGUAGGUUGCGCCGUGGUGCAGGAUAUUUCCAAGGACGGAUGGAGGGGAAAAUCCCCCAGUGGCGCGAAACAGCCGUUAGAGGGCCGAACGUCGCCGUUGCUAGGAAACAGUGCCAGCUGGGAAGCCAUGACAAGAAAGUUGGACGGUCGAACAACAGAGUGAUGCCGACUCUGAAGGAAAAAGUCGUCGGUUUACUGAGACAGUUAUCGACUGGGAACGAAACCAAGUGCGAUGGGAAGGCACAGUGCAUAUCUGCACCCGUUCCACCGCCCAAAUCCUUCAUAGAAAAGUACCUUAAUGGUGAAGUUCGUAAAACUCAACCCGACAUCUUCUGUGCCAAAUCAAGCGAUGAUCUUCCAGUGAAAGAACUUGCCAUAUUUUCAAAUGAUAUUAUUGCUUCCCAUACCGGACCAUCUGGUGGUCUCACAAGAGUCAAUAACAGGUCCAAACCAUUUGAAAGAAUUGAUCUUGACGUCGAUUUUAUCGAUGAAGACUUCGUCAGCAGUUGCGAUAAUAUUUCAACUUUGCUAAAAGAUGAGGAGAGAUUCGGUGAAGAACCAAAAAAAUUAGCAGAACAAAGAAGAGAUUCGGGAACUUCAAGUGAUGACGACGAAAUUGCGGGAAUUAAAGAUUGGAACAUGCCCAAUGAGAAUGCAUUUGGCAUUUCCACAACAUUAUAUGAAUUUAAUCCAAUUACAAAAGCAAAUGCAGGUGAUCCCAUUGCAGAUUGUUUUGGUAUCUGCAUGAGACAAAACAAUGCCAUAAUUGCUUUGGCUGAUGGCGUUAACUGGGGAGAAAAAUCGAGUUUAGCAGCUCGCUGUGCAGUGCAUGGAUGUAUGGAAUAUUUAAAUAAUGCAUUCUUUUGUGGAGGAGCCAAAAUUUCCAAUACAUCAGUAAGUUAACACAAAACUCAUAAGUAUAAAAUAGUUUCCAAAUCAUAAAAUAA
This is a messenger RNA of Centruroides sculpturatus (bark scorpion), 1185 nucleotides long. RefSeq lists its product as uncharacterized. The record is from RefSeq and is a predicted model, not a curated record. Lineage: Eukaryota; Metazoa; Arthropoda; Arachnida; Scorpiones; Buthidae. The transcript has 6 exons. The coding region runs from base 278 to 1141 and encodes 287 amino acids.